GCAGCGAGUAUGGGACCACUUCAUUAUAGGAGUAUUGAUUGCUCUAUUGAAGUUCAGUGGGGGAGUGUCAGUCACGUCCGCUGUAAAGGGGUAUCAGUGCCCCGAGGCACGAGCAUUUGCAGAGUAGGCUACUGUAGAGUGUACCAUCCAAGGGUCAUGCAGGGGCGUGUUCAGAUAAUAUUUCGUUACAUGUAGUAUGUCAGGUGCAGUUAGUUUCGAAAGACGUUCCUCCAAUAAUUAGAGUUCACUGGAUAACAGCAAAGGGCCGUAAAUAUUUCGACGGUAGCAUCUCUUCUGUCAAACUUUGUAUAGGCCUAUUGGUACAUUCCUCUUUACGUGCUGCUGCAGCUAUGGCGUCAGUCAAAAGUGUGGGUACGAGAUAGAAGUCGAGAAACUUGUCGAAUGUAAAUACUGAGGACUAGCCAGGCACAUUGCUCUACUGGCACCCGUUUAUCUCCACAUAAACAUGCCUCGGAAAAAGCCUUUCAGUAACAAACAGAAGAAAAAGCAGCUCCAGGUGCGAAGGGAGAGAAAAAGGGGGGACACUGGCUCAGGGCCUAGCAGUCGAAAUGCCAGUGCAGAGAGAGGCACAGAGCGCCAGUCUGACACGUCGGACAGUGAAACCACAGACGUGAGGAGAAUCAACCAGCAGCCUUCCACCAGGGAUGGCCGAUACGACCCCAACAGAUUUCGAUUGCACUUUGAGAGGGAGAGUCGCGAUGAGGUGGAAAGGCGAAAGAAGAUAGCCAGAGAGAAAGUUCUGGAACCUGCUGCUGAUCAGGACAUGGAAGCUGAUAUAAAUGACAUCUAUCCUGAGGAGAAAGGUCUGGAUUUUCCGCGGCGACCGUCCUGGCAUUAUGGGAUGUCUCGAGACGAGCUGCUGAGGAAGGAGGAGAAGUCGUUUCGCGAGUACCUGGAGGCCCUGCACUCCCGAAACCCCAUCGGCUCCCUCAGCCACUUCGAGCACAACCUGGAGACAUGGCGGCAGCUAUGGAGGGUCCUGGAGAUGUCCGAUGUCAUCUUACUGAUUGUGGACAUCAGGCACCCGGUGUUACAGUUCCCCCCGACCCUGUAUCACUACAUCACGGGCGAGCUCCAGAAACAGGUAGUGCUGGUCCUGAACAAAGCAGACCUGUGUCCUGCCCCGCUGGUGCUGGCAUGGAAACACUACCUGCACGCGCACUUCCCCAACCUGCACUGCGUCUGCUUCACCUCCCACCCUGGACAGCCCUAUAGCACAGUCCUUCAGAAGAAGCGGAUGAAGAGGAAGGGCCACUGGGGCCGAGCGGGGGGCCCCAUCCACAUCAUGAAGGCCUGCCAGGAGAUCACAGCAGGACGAGUGGACCUGAGCAGCUGGGAGCAGAAGAUCCAGAAGGAUGCUGCGGCGGUGGGCAGUAGCGACUGGGAGCAGACAGAAGAUGGGGAGUCGGUGCUGAUGGAGCACCACAGCGACGUAGCCAUGGAGAUGAACAACCCGUCACAGGAGCUCUACAAGGAUGGCGUGCUUACACUGGGCUGCAUAGGGUUUCCCAACGUGGGCAAGUCGUCUGUGCUGAACAGUCUGGUGGGCAGGAAAGUGGUGAGCGUGUCGCGGACACCCGGCCACACCAAGUACUUCCAGACCUACUACCUCACCCCCACAGUCAAGCUGUGCGACUGCCCCGGCCUGGUCUUCCCCUCCCAGGUCAACAAGCAGCUGCAGAUCCUGGCGGGCAUCUACCCAGUGUCUCAGCUGCAGGAGCCCUACAGCUCUGUGGGCUAUCUGUGUGAGCGCACCCCCUACCUCCCCAUCCUGAAGCUGAAGCACCCCGACAGGGACGAGGAGCCCCAGCAUGAGAGAGGGCAGCCCAGCACCGGGCAGGAGAGGUGGACAGCCUGGGAUGUUUGUGAAGCGUGGGCUGAAAGACGGGGUUACAAGACCGCCAAGGCUGCCAGGAAUGACGUGUACCGAGCCGCCAACAGCCUCUUGCGGCUGGCUAUCGACGGCCGUCUGUGUUUGUGCCUGAGGCCACCUGGCUACAGCAGUCAGAAAGACCAGUGGGAGUCCCACCCAGAGUUGUCUGAGAUCAUCGGCCUGCAGGGUCGUCUGGAGGGGGGUGCCGGAGAGAGGGAUGAAGAAGAGGAGGAGGAGGAGGGGGAGUCCAGCUCUGAGCCAGAAGAGGAGCAGGACAGGGACGCGGACGAUGACGAGGACGGGGACGGAGACGACGAGGACGAUGGCUUCCCGAGCUCCAGGCGGAGAGAGAGGCCCUCGCCCAGCCUCACCGUCAACAUGUUCAGCGUCCUGGGCGAGAACGAGUGCGAGUGAGGGGGCAGGGCAGCGUGGUUGAGCUCUGGGGCCUAUACUAAGAAGCUGGUUCAGGAGUAAAACAGGUUAGGUUAAGAGGUAAAUCUCUUAAUAGAAGAGCCUGGAGUCCUCAUUAAGGAAAUGAGGGCUUAAUGCUCUUCUAUUAGACCAUUUACCUCUUUACUAAGAAGCUGGUUCAGGAGUAAAGCAGGUUAAGUUUAGGCCUUUGCUCUCCAUCCCCAUCCCCAUUACUCACCUCUGUGGGUGAGGUGUAUAGGAGGGUUGGUUGGGAGGGAGCACACUCCUCUCCAUCCCAGGGUUCCUCAACCAUCCCCCAUCACUCACCUCACCUCAUCUCCAGACCCACUGUGUUCAUUCCAUUAUUUUUUUUUUAUUAUUAUUAUUAUAAUUAUUUAAUAUUUUAUUUCUUACAUUCCCACGAAACAUCUCUGACCUCCUCUGCUGUCAGUGCUGGCCAUCUCCAUUCCACACACAUCAUUCUAGUCCUCCCCUAGCGAGCCGUCCGACUCCUCAGCAGCCAUUCGGCAUUCGUCUCCAUGCCCUCUUCUCCACAUUCAUUUUUAACUUAGCCACUCGUACAAGAGAUAUAUAGCCAGUGUGUUUCCAGGUACAUUUCAGUCAGUCAGUCAGUCAGUCAGUCAGUCAGUCAAUCAAUCAUUCUCUCUCUUCUCUUCUCUUCUCUUCUCUUCUCUUCUCUUCUCUUCUCUUCUCUUCUCUUCUCUUCUCUUUCUGGUACUGGGCAUGAAUCAUCGUCCCGCCAUUCUUUUUUUCUCAUCUCUCUCUCUCUCUCUCUCUCUCUCUC
Engraulis encrasicolus (European anchovy) is the source of this 3110-nucleotide messenger RNA. RefSeq names its product guanine nucleotide binding protein-like 1 (gene gnl1). Lineage: Eukaryota; Metazoa; Chordata; Actinopteri; Clupeiformes; Engraulidae. The transcript is spliced from 12 exons. The coding region runs from base 467 to 2308 and encodes 613 amino acids. Gene Ontology annotation, molecular function: GTP binding; GTPase activity. The record is from RefSeq and is a predicted model, not a curated record.